ACUACCGCAAGCGCCAGAUUAUGUGAUUUAUUUGUCAGCGAAUGCUAGUUACUGAAAUUACAGUAGUCAACUCAUCUCUCCCUUUUUUCCACUUGGCUUUUAAUCUAAGGCUGUCCCAAAGACGAUUAACACAGCAUGUUCCACAGCUUUCUUCGUCGCAUGCACGGCCCUACGUGUGGCAUGCCACGUUUCCCGAAUCGUCGAGCUUUCUCAUACGUGUCAACGCACCAAGUGUUUCCAGCAAGCUUGUAUCGAUUUCAGCUGCACCGCGACUCAAAGCUUUAUGACAGAGCCACCGAACAGAAUGACUCGGAGUAUGAAGAUGGAGUUGAAAUCUCUGCGGACGGCUUGGUGCAUCCGAAUAUUACAGCUGAUUGUAUGCAAGAGCGAAUUCACACUUUUCGCCUGCUAACUUAUUCAGUUUCUAACGGCGCAUUACUUAUGCCAAACACGCACUUUAUGCAAGAGAUCACACGAAGGUCAUUCGAUCACUACUUAGAUAUCGUGGAAAGUGGUCAAUCCAUCACGGCCGAACCACAUUAUCUGUGCAUACCUAAAGGUGAUUAAACCCCUUGUCGUAAUGUGCAAAGCUAAUUUAUCUCUACUCAAGGCACCACUAUUCCAGAGUCAUUAAUUCUUUUCCGUGAGCGCACUUCUCGCUUCUCCCUUCAGCCUGCACGUCCGAUGUCACUGGAUAGUAUGUUCAAG
Molecule: messenger RNA, 708 nt
Organism: Paecilomyces variotii
Lineage: Eukaryota; Fungi; Ascomycota; Eurotiomycetes; Eurotiales; Thermoascaceae
Exons: 1
Coding region: 136-567 (143 amino acids)
Source: RefSeq, a predicted model, not a curated record